GGCGCAGCUGAUACAAUGGGGGGCGCCAGCGCGGCAGGGGGGCAGGGGCCCAGCUCUUUGUUCCUGUUCUCUGAAGAGAACAUAAUUCGUAGACAUACGCGCUUCAUCAUCGAGUGGCCUCCGUUUGAGUAUGCCGUGCUUUUGACAAUCAUAGCCAACUGUGUGGUGCUGGCACUGGAGGAGCACCUGCCCAAUCACGACAAGACUUUAUUAGCACAAAAACUAGAAGCAACCGAAGUUUACUUUCUAGGAAUAUUUUGUGUUGAGGCUUCGUUAAAGAUUUUAGCGUUAGGUUUCGUUCUACACCGAGGCUCUUACCUCCGUAACAUUUGGAACAUAAUGGAUUUUUUUGUGGUGCUUACGGGGUGUCUGACGUUGUUCCUUCAAGAUUUCGUAACAGUGGAUCUGCGCACGUUGCGGGCUAUUCGAGUGCUAAGACCUCUCAAGCUAGUCUCUGGCAUCCCUAGCCUGCAGGUCGUGCUCAAGUCGAUCAUCAAGGCCAUGGCGCCGCUGCUCCAGAUCGGGCUGCUGGUGCUCUUCGCCAUCGUCAUCUUCGCGAUCAUCGGCCUGGAGUUCUACUCGGGGGCGCUGCACCGGACCUGCUACAGCCUCUACGACAUAGAUGAGAUCGCGAAGGAGGGGGACGCCGAAGUGCCAUGCAACACGGACAACGAGACGCAGGCGAGGUCCCAGGGGAGCAACUGGUGCCGGGACGGCAACUCGGUCUGUCUGGAGAGGUGGGAGGGGCCGAACAACGGGAUCACGUCGUUCGACAACAUCGGGUUCGCCAUGCUCACGGUGUUCCAGUGCAUCACCAUGGAAGGGUGGACGGCGAUCUUGUACUGGAUGAACGACGCCGUCGGGAGCACCUUCAAUUGGAUGUAUUUCGUUCCGUUAAUCGUGUUGGGUUCGUUUUUCAUGUUGAAUCUGGUUCUCGGUGUACUUAGCGGUGAAUUUGCCAAAGAAAGAGAAAAAGUAGAAAAUAGGCAAGAGUUUUUAAAGUUACGGAGACAGGCGCAGCUAGAAAGAGAACUCAAUGGCUAUGUACAGUGGAUAUGCAAAGCAGAGGAAGUGAUCCUGGCGGAAGAGAGAACGACCGAAGAAGAAAAGAUGCACAUAAUGGAGGCGAGGCGGCGAGCCGCAAAAAAGAAGAAACUGAAGAAAAUGGGUAAAAGCAAGAGCACCGACACGGAGGAGGAAGAACAAGAGGAAGAAGUGGGUGAUGAUGUAUUUCUUACAGAGUCUAAGAAAAACUUCAAAGGCUUUGGCAGAACGUCGUACAUGAAAUCCCGAGCGCAGGGUCCCGGAGGAUGCGCCAGUUUCUGGAGGGCCGAGAAGCGUUUCCGUUUCGGGAUUCGCCACAUGGUGAAAACCCAAUGGUUCUAUUGGUCCGUCAUCGUGCUGGUUUUUUUUAAUACGUUUUGCGUGGCCGUCGAAUUCCACGGUCAACCCGACUGGCUGAGCAAGUUCUUGUACUACGCCGAGUACGUUUUUCUGGGUCUGUUCAUGUCGGAGAUGUUCAUCAAGAUGUACGCGUUGGGCCCCCGGAUCUACUUCGAGUCGGCGUUCAACCGCUUCGACUGCGUGGUGAUCACGGGCUCGAUCUUCGAGGUGAUCUGGUCGGCCGUGAAAGGGGGCUCGUUCGGGCUGUCGGUGCUCAGAGCCCUAAGACUCUUGCGCAUCUUCAAAGUAACCAAGUACUGGUCCUCGCUGAGAAAUCUCGUCAUUUCGCUGCUCAAUUCCAUGAGGUCCAUCAUUUCCUUACUAUUCCUCCUUUUCUUGUUCAUUCUGAUUUUCGCGCUGCUCGGCAUGCAGCUCUUCGGCGGCCAGUUCAACUUCGAGAAUGAAACGCCACCGACGAACUUCAACACGUUUCCGAUCGCACUUUUAACAGUAUUUCAAAUAUUAACCGGCGAAGACUGGAACGAGGUCAUGUACUACGGAAUCGAAGCCUUGGGGGGCCACGAGAACGGCGGCAUGGUCUACUCCCUAUACUUCAUCAUCCUCAUGCUCUUCGGCAACUACACUUUGCUCAACGUAUUCUUGGCCAUCGCCGUCGACAACUUAGCCAACGCCCAAGAACUGACGGCUGCCGAGGAAGAACAAGCCGAAGAGAACAAAGAGAAGCAAGAACUAGAACUCCAAAAGGAAAUGGAAGCCUUACAGAUCGAGGCAGGCUCCAACCCCCGCGUCGAGGUCUGUCCGCCCAGCCCCGUCAAAGGCCGCAAGAAGAAGGAGGAGAAGCCGCCCGAUGAGGAGGAGGAAAUCGUCGGUCCCAAGCCUAUGCUGCCAUACUCUAGCAUGUUUAUACUAUCACCCACAAAUCCUGUGAGAAGAUUCGCCCACGGGAUCGUAAACCUGCGUUACUUUGAUUUUUUUAUAAUGAUCGUAAUCUGCCUCAGUUCGAUGGCGCUGGCUGCCGAGGACCCGGUGAACGAGGACUCGAGCUGGAACUUGAUCCUGGACAGAUUAGACUACGCUUUCACUGGAGUGUUCGCCGUGGAGAUGCUCCUGAAAAUCGUCGACCUCGGGAUUAUAUUGCAUCCGGGGUCCUACUUGAGGGAGUUCUGGAACAUCAUGGACGCCGCGGUGGUGAUCUGCGCGCUCGUCUCCAUGGGGUUCGACGUGGCGCAAAACAAAGCGGGUGCGAAUUUGUCGACGAUCAAGUCGCUGCGGGUGCUCCGAGUGUUAAGACCGUUAAAAACAAUUAAACGAGUGCCCAAAUUAAAAGCAGUGUUCGACUGUUUAGUAAACUCGUUAAAAAAUGUGAUAAACAUUCUUAUAGUGUAUAUAUUAUUCCAGUUUAUAUUUGCUGUGAUCGCCGUUCAGUUGUUCAACGGAAAAUUUCGACACUGUACUGAUGCAAGUAAAUUUACAGAAGCCACGUGCCAGGGUCAGUAUUUUAUUUUUGAUGAAGACAGCGAUGUGCCUCGAGUAGAAAAACGCGACUGGAAAUUGCAGAGUUUUCACUAUGAUAAUGUAGCGAUGGCGAUGUUGACGCUGUUUGCCGUUCAGACCGGAGAGGGAUGGCCUCAGGUUCUCCAACACUCGAUGUCUGCCACAUACGAAGAUCAAGGCCCUAUACAAAACUUUCGAAUAGAAAUGUCCAUUUUCUACAUUGUAUAUUUUGUAGUAUUUCCAUUCUUCUUUGUAAAUAUAUUCGUAGCCUUGAUCAUCAUCACGUUUCAAGAACAGGGUGAAGCGGAACUACAAAGUGGUGAAAUAGACAAAAAUCAAAAAUCUUGUAUAGAUUUCACGAUACAAGCUCGUCCUUUAGAGAGGUACAUGCCGAACAAGCGGAACAGCUUCAAAUACAAAAUCUGGAGGAUCGUGGUAUCCACCCCUUUCGAGUAUUUUAUAAUGAUGCUGAUUGUAUUUAACACGUUGUUGCUGAUGAUGAAGUACCACGAGUCACCGCCCUUGUUGUCCGACAUCCUGGCAGCAAUGAAUAUUCUAUUUACCUUCCUCUUCCUUUGUGAGACUGUUCUCAAGCUCAUCGCUUUCGGCAUCAAGAACUUCUUCAAGGACCCAUGGAACACGUUCGACUUCAUAACUGUGAUCGGGAGCAUCGUGGACGCCAUGGUGGUGGAAUUUGGCGAAAGGGCAGCCAAAAUAGCGAAAGAGAGGUCUCGAAAAUCUGGAGCAAAGUUAGGUACCUUUGAUAGCAUCGUAAAGUGGAUCCAGGAAAACUUCAUCAACGUCGGAUUCUUGCGAUUAUUUCGAGCCGCUCGUCUGAUCAAACUGUUACGUCAGGGAUAUACCAUACGAAUCCUGCUUUGGACGUUCGUCCAGAGUUUUAAAGCUCUUCCUUACGUCUGUCUUCUUAUCGCCAUGCUGUUUUUUAUCUACGCAAUCAUCGGGAUGCAGGUGUUUGGAAAUAUUGCGGAAAUACCCAGCGAGGCCAUCACUCGCCAUAACAACUUCAGGACGUUCAUCCAGGGGCUGAUGCUGCUAUUCAGAUGCGCCACCGGCGAAGCCUGGCCUAACAUCAUGCUUUCGUGCAUCAAGGGCCAACCAUGCGACCAAGAAGCCAAAAAACCUGCCAACAGUUGCGGCUCCAACAUCGCCUACGCCUACUUCGUCUCAUUCAUCUUCUUCUGCUCCUUCCUGAUGUUGAACCUGUUCGUGGCCGUCAUCAUGGACAACUUCGACUACCUAACCCGCGACUCCUCCAUCCUGGGCGCCCACCACCUGGACGAAUUCGUGCGAAUCUGGGCGGAGUACGACCCGAACGCCACCGGGAAGAUCCACUACGUGGAGAUGUACGAUAUGCUGAAAAACAUGGACCCGCCCCUCGGUUUCGGCAACAAGUGUCCGAAUCGCCUGGCGUACAAGAAGUUGAUUCGGAUGAACAUGCCCGUGGACGAAGAAGGCAAGGUGAACUUCACCAGCACCCUGUUCGCUUUGAUCCGGGAAAACUUGAACAUAAAAAUGAGGUCGGCGGAUGAAAUGGAUCAAGCCGAUGACGAGUUGAGGGAGACAAUCAAGAACAUCUGGCCGCUGCAGGCGAAGAACAUGGUCGAUUUGCUGGUGCCUCCCACCGACCAUUUGAACAACGGGAAAUUGACGGUGGGGAAAUUGUACGCCGGACUGUUAAUUUUGGAGAGUUGGAGGAGCACCAGGUUCGGGCAAGUGGAGCCCACCGGAAUUCCGGGUUUUGGAAAUAGUCCCUCAGCAAAUCACGCGAAAGCGUCGUUUUUUGACUGCCUGUUGGAUAUGGCGGGUCACUUGGGCGGAAGUCGCACAGGCUCAAUGAGUUUAGAGGGAGCCCCUCUCAUGGGGGGCCAGGAGGUCACUGAUUCCCAUGCCCACGAAGAGAGCUCCUUAGCCACUCUCGCGCGGAGAAACACCAAGAGAAAUCGAUCCAUGAGGAAUAAAAAGGUGAUGGAAAUACAAGAGGGAAUGGGCUCGAGGCGACCUUCCUGUGAUAGCAUUGUAGAUCAGCAUUUACAUCCGGCGAGUUUCGGCAAUACGCAUCGCAGAACGUCUAGCCUUCGACGCAACUCGCCUUCGAUGCAAAGAAGCCCCUCCCCCCGCCGCAAGUACCCCCCGCACCUCCACCACGACAUCGGCUUCUCGGACACCGUGUCCAACGUGGUGGAGAUCGUCAAGCACGAACACCACAAGUCCUCCUCUCACCACACCCGCAUCAGAGUCCCGUUUUCUCCAGGUUCUUGGUCCGCGUCGACCAGCCCCGCCCGGUCUCCCUCCCCCACGCACGCGGGCGUCCGCCACAACUCCGGCUACGGCCCCCUGCGUUCGUCUCGUCGUGGCGGCGGCUACGGCACGACGAGCCUGUGCCAGCGCUCGCGCUCGCCCAGUCCCACACACCCCAUCCCUCACCCCCAAGGUCCACCCAUAAUCGGUGACGGUUUCACAGCCGGUGCUGUGGUAGGUAUCCCGAUGCAACAGUCGGCGGCCCACCAGAGCAGCGUCCAGCACAGCCACCCGAUGCUGGGCGGGCGGCGCGGCCAGGGGCGGCGCCUGCCGCCGACGCCCUCGAAGCCAUCCACCCUCCAGCUGCGCCCGGGACCGAUCAACUUUCCCAAACUCAACGCCUCUCCGACGCAUUUGCAGUCCCACUCCGCUCACGCCACCCCCCACGUCGUCCCCCACCACAACUACCAGCACCGCGAGCGCGAGCCCCUCAGGGAGAUAGCGGCGACCGGCGGCGGUGGCGGCGGCGGCGGCGCUUCCGCCAUCGCCGUCGCCUCCAACGCCGCCCCCCUCAGCUUCGAGCAGGCGGUGGCUCUGGGUCGCGGCGGCCGAAUGCUGCCCAGUCCGGUGCCUAACGGCUACAAGCCGAAACCGACUCGGUCGUCACGACACUCGGACUCUGACGACGACGACUGGUGCUAACACACGGAGAACACUCAGUAAAUGAGUUCACAUUCUUUCGUUAGUUAGGAUUAAACCGACUAGUGUUAAAUUGACGGACGAUCACAAACUGGAACGCUACAAAAUUGACAUAACUGUUAUUCACAAUAAGUCUCUGGCCUUUCAGGAAUUGAAUAACAAGUUGAUGUUGUGUUGGUGUCAUUCUGCAGUGGUGAACUCGGCUGUCACUGGACUAGGAUAUUUUUGAAUUUUGUAACUACUGCCAAUAACAAUUUUAAACUUAUCGCCCUUGUAUUUGGAGCUUGCGGGGGCGCGGGGGCGGCGCGUCGGCGAGAGUCGUGGCGGUGCCCGCCGCCCCCGCAGGCGUUACGCAUAGUGAUGUACGAGUUGAAGUUUCGUAUACAUGUAUAUAAUUAAAGUAAUAAUGAUGAUUGGUAGUUCUGAAAUUUACAUAAAUGUAAUUUAUACCAACCAUUUUAUUCUGAUAAAUAAUUAUAAUUCUUCCCUAAAGUGCUUUAAACACUAAAUUUACGAAACAUACUUGUUACAUCAAUAAAAUGUGAAUGUUUUCGUUGAUUUUUUCAUGUGAUUAGUUGUAAAUUAUUUCUGUGAUAAGAGCACUCGCGAUGUGUUAGUGGUUUCAGUGCUCUGGACUUUCACUUUUAGUUGUAAAGACCUCCCAAACCCUACUACGCAAAUUUCUAGUGUUAAAGAAGGGCAUUAGCCCGCUUAGUUUAUUAAAAAUGAUGCCUUAUAACUAAAAAAUCUACGCGGAGAAACAGUGACGUCUAUUUUUCGUACGUUUGUGUUUUUGAGUUCGUGAUUCAAUGGCCAAAAAAGUAAAAUUCGCAGUUUCCCAUCGUACCAAAGUGUGCUGGUCCAUAGGAAUUUUUUAAGAGACAAGAAAAAAGUCCACGUGUUAUCACAUAACAUCAAGUAUUGUCGUCGACAAAAUCUCGUUUGCCUGUUUUUUAUCAUUAAAAUUAAUUGUAAUAUCUCUGCCAAUUGAACAAAAUGCGGGUCUCGUAACUGAUUUAAAUUCUCUAGAAUAAGUAGCUUAGUCUGAACGAGCGUUGAGAAUGUGAGCGUGUCUUUUAUGUGUGGCUUCGCAAGGCAAAAAUGAGCCGUUUGUUUGUAUUCACAGACAUUUCCGAGAUGCUGUUCUUCGUCUGUUUUAUUACAUUGAAUUGAAAAAGUCCAAGUUUUAUAUCCAGCAUCUGUACAUAAUAUAGGUAUAUUGAACAAAAAAAAAAAGAAUCUAAUUCUAGAAAUAUCUGUUAAUACAUGCUAAUCUGUUAACAUUUCAAAAAUGAUGCUGUACAAUCUGUUAAUAAAUUAAAAUAAAGUAUUAUCUUGUUAUACACAUACUUAGGCGAAUAAUUAUUUAUCUCUAGAUUAAGCCGAAUAGCAGCAGCAUUUUUGAAGUCCGUUGGAGUAUGUAUAAAUAAAUUUAUAUCUUUUUCGUAAUUAUGUUAUUAAAUAUUUAUGUAUUUAUCCAUCAGUGAAGAAUUUGCAUUAGUGUUAAUUAUAUUAACAUCGCUUAAAUGCCCAUUUUUUAAUGAAAAUUGUGAAUAAAUAAUAAUAUACUUGG
Zophobas morio is the source of this 7429-nucleotide messenger RNA. RefSeq names its product cacophony (gene cac). NCBI's taxonomy places the organism in Eukaryota, Metazoa, Arthropoda, Insecta, Coleoptera, Tenebrionidae. Gene Ontology annotation, cellular component: voltage-gated calcium channel complex; membrane. The transcript has 36 exons. Gene Ontology annotation, biological process: calcium ion import across plasma membrane; chemical synaptic transmission. Gene Ontology annotation, molecular function: high voltage-gated calcium channel activity; calcium ion binding. The coding region runs from base 16 to 5859 and encodes 1947 amino acids. The record is from RefSeq and is a predicted model, not a curated record.